CAUUAGCUAGUGAUGUGAAAUUGAAUGUUUCUAGAAUUGGUACCACAUUGGUACGUACCGUAAAUCGUUGAUUCUUUGUACAACUAAAAUAUUUGUUUAUGUUUGCAAAAUAAGGGCAGAUGUGAUGGAAAUCCGGUAAAAUAUAAUCUAACAUUAAGUAAAAGGGACUAUGUAGUACAAAAUAUUUAAAUUCCAAACAUUUCUAUACUUUACUUGCCUUAGCUGUCAUCUGUGUCGAAUAUCAACAUCAUUUAUAUUCCUUUCCUGACUUUCCUCUUUAGUCUUAUCUGUGACUUUUCUUUUGCGGCCGUGUAUGUAGGCACUUGAAUUUUAUUCACGGCUAUUUUCAAGUGUUAAGUGUAAUGAUUUUUAUUAAAGAUUUACAAAAUGGAUGUGGUAGGCCUUCUGAAUAAUAUACAUGAUAAAUCGGAUAUGUUUGCGGUCAAGACAUGGACGGCGGAAUGGACUAAUAAUUUAGAAGAAAACCAGUUGCUAUGGUCGUUCUGCGGUUGCGUCGUGAUAUCCCUAGUCGUAGUUAUUAUCUAUUACUACAAGAGAUGGCGGUCGAAAGAAAUGUUAAACGGCGCCCCAGCCACAGUGGAGCCUACGAAGCGGUUCCGCAAACGCGACAAGAUGCUCUUCUACGGCCGGAGGAUGCUUCGCAAAGUGAAAUCCAUUUCCAACUCUGGCCAGGGCAGAAAACGCCGGGCGGUCAUGCGGUUUGCGAGGAAACUACUUCAACUGAAAAAGGAGUCAGCGCCUGAACAGUUGAAGGUCCUAGAACCGCCCGCAGAAUACCUAGAAGAAGACUUAACCAACGACGAUCGGGUGCCACCGGACGCUCUAUACAUGCUGCACAGUAUCCGAGUGUUCGGACACUUCGAGAAACCAGUGUUUCUGAUGCUGUGCAAGCACACGGAGAUCCUCAAUUUGCCCGCGGGGGCUUUUCUGUUCAAAGUCGGUGACACUGACGAGAACGUGUACGUGGUUCAAAAUGGCCGCGUCAAUGUGUACAUCACCAACCCGGACGGCAGUAGUUUGUCUCUCAAAGUAGUCAGAGCGGGCGAGAGCGUCACUUCACUGCUGAGCUUCACUGAUGUGCUCACGGGUCACUCCCAGCCGUACAAAACCGUGAACGCCAAGGCGUUAGAGGACUCGCAAGUGAUCAAGUUGCCGAUGAGAGCGUUCCAGGAGGUGUUCCACGAGUACCCCGACAUUUUCGUUAGGGUUAUACAGAUCAUCAUGGUGCGAUUACAAAGAGUGACCUUCACUGCGCUGCAUCAGUAUCUUGGCUUGAGCGCGGAGUUGGUUAAUCCAGGCCGAGAAAAACGCCGGCCUACCACAGUCGCCUCAUCGCCAGGUCGAAAAGCCACAGUGGAUUCCAGUACUUCUAUGCAUUCCCCACACCACAGCGAGAGGGUUGAACACAAUCAAGAAAACGGGCACAUGGCGUCCUCCCCCAUUAACAUCGCCAGGAAACCCAGGCCGGACAUGGUGCCCGACAUUACUACCAACACGCCGCAGCAGCAGCCGGAUGUGCAACCGACAUCGUCGUCUUUCCAAAGGUGCAAAGAGGGAUCGUCGUUCAAGAAGAACAAUACUGAUAAUAUGGAUGAACAGGCCCUCAUACGAAUAGCGACCGAAGCGUUCAUUAAAGAGCUCGGACUCGAAAACGACCAACUGCUGCAAGGCGCGGUCCAGGUCAGGGAUCUGCCCGCGGGAACUUACAUCAUGAAAGAGGAGAGCCAUAAGCUCUAUUAUAGUAUCAAAGGUGAACCAGAAAUAGUGCAGGACGUCGCGCUGGUAUACCUGCUGUCCGGAGCCCUGCUAGUGUCGCAAAAAGUCGCAGAGGGGGAAGGCGAGGUGCACAUGUUCACGGCUUACCCGGGCGAAGUCGAAGGUGGUCUUGCAGUGCUGACCGGCGAGCCAUCCUUCUUCUCCAUACGAGCGAAACACUUCUCACGAAUCGGUCUCCUUUCGAAGACCUCAGUAUACAGUAUCAUGCGAGAGAGGCCGUCUGUGGUGCUACAUAUAGCCAGUACUGUGGUGCGGAGGUUGUCGCCUUUCGUGCGACAAGUGGAUUUUGCUCUCGACUGGGUGUUCCUAGAGUCCGGUCGCGCUGUAUACCGUCAAGAUGAGGAGUCUGGAUCCACGUUCAUAGUGCUGAGCGGGCGUCUUCGCUCCGUCAUAACGCACCCUAACGGCAAGAAGGGUCUGGUCGGCGAGUACGGCAAGGGCGAUCUCGUGGGCAUCGUGGAAAUGGUGACUCAAACUCGCCGUAGUACGACUGUGAUGGCGGUUCGAGACUCUGAAUUGGCGAAGUUGCCAGAAGGCCUUUUCAAUGCGAUCAAGCUGCGGUUCCCGGUCGUGGUCACGAGACUUAUCAACCUGCUCGGACACAGGAUAUUAGGUUCAUGGCAGAAGCCGACAGCGGGUCUCGGCGGAGCGGCAUUAGAACCUCGAGUUUCCGCGCACAACUUCUCAACAGUGGCGGUCGUGCCUGUGAGCGACGACGUGCCGCUCACCGCCUUCACUUAUGAGUUGUACCACUCGCUCUGUGCUAUAGGCCCAACGGUCCGACUGACCUCAGACGUUAUUAGAAAACUGCUGGGCUUAACUAUUAUGGACCCCAAUAAUGAGUACCGGCUCAGCUCAUGGUUGGCUCAACAGGAGGACAAACACAAGGUCGCCCUCUACCAGUGUGACCCAAGCUUAACACAGUGGACGCAAAGAUGCAUCCGGCAGGCGGAUUGCAUCCUUAUCGUUGCCUUGGGAGACAAACAGCCCAGCAUUGGGAAGAUCGAAAAAGAAAUCGAGCGUCUAGCAAUCCGUACACAAAAAGAAUUAGUACUCCUGCAUCGCGAAGGCGGAGCCAACCCCAGCGGCACCGUCCACUGGCUGAACAUGAGAACGUGGGUCUCCCAGCAUCACCACGUCCGCUGUCCACAUCGGAUGUUCACCAGAAAGAGCCAGUACAGAGUUAGCGAGCUAUACAGCAAAGUGCUGAUGUCAGAAGCGAGCGUGCACUCGGACUUCUCUCGCCUCGCCCGUUGGCUGACGGGGACCUCAGUGGGCCUGGUGCUAGGCGGCGGCGGCGCCCGCGGCGCUGCCCACGUCGGCAUGAUACGGGCCAUACAGGAAGCCGGUAUACCCAUAGACAUGGUGGGCGGUGUGAGCAUAGGCGCUUUCAUGGGCGCCCUCUGGUGCAUGGAGAGGAACAUUACUACUGUCACACAGAAAGCCAGGGAGUGGUCACAGAAAAUGACCCAAUGGGGCAAGCAGCUAAUGGAUCUCACAUACCCAGCGACAUCUAUGUUCUCCGGGCGACAAUUCAACACCACAAUCCGUACGACGUUCGGCGAGGUCCACAUAGAGGACCUGUGGCUGCCGUACUUUACUGUCACUACCGACAUCAGUGCGAGCUGCAUGCGGGUGCAUAGACAUGAUACGCUGUGGAGGUACUGCAGGGCUUCCAUGAGUAUAGCGGGCAUAUUCCCGCCGAUCUGCGACCCGAAGGAUGGGCAUCUGCUGCUGGAUGGGUGCUACGUCAAUAAUGUACCUGCCGACGUAAUGCGCUCGUUGGGCGCCAAACACAUCCUAGCCAUAGACGUGGGGUCCCAGGACGACACAGACCUGACGAAUUAUGGGGAUGAUCUGUCUGGAUGGUGGUUAUUGUGGAAAAGAUGGAACCCAUUCACGACUCCUGUAAAAGUGCCAAAUUUGCCAGACAUUCAGAGUCGACUCGCCUACGUUUCCUGCAACCGGCAAUUGGAGGAGGUGAAAAAAUCCGACUACUGCGAAUACAUCCGACCGCCGAUCGACGCGUACAAAACUCUCCAGUUCGGGUCGUUCGACGAAAUCCGCGAGGUCGGGUACCGGCACGGCGCGGCGUACUUCGAGGGGCAGCGGCGCGGCGGCGGCGGCGGCGUGUCCGGCGCCGCGGCGGACUCGCGGCGGCCCGACGAGAUCCCGCAGCUGACCGACUACACAUUCACGGAUCUAGCACAAAUGGUGUGCUCGGUCCGCACGGGGCGCGGCACAGACAACGACUCCUCCUCCUCGUCCGACUACGAGGAGGACCCGAGGCACUUCGAGGGCUACGCCUCGGAGCCCAGCGCGGGCAUCAUGGAGAUGUCUUCAAGCGUUGAGGAGGGAGCGGCAUGGAUCAGUGACACUGAAUUGGAGGGUCUGCGUACCCGGCGCGUCGGUGGCUCCCUCUCGCUCUCUGAAGACGAAAUCGACUCAGAGUCGGAAGUUUAUGAUCCGCUUAAUAAGCGUGGAGGGGGCAGGUGAGACGCAACCCUGCACGACUUGUGCAAAGCGCUGUACGAGCACUCUCGCGGCGUCUGCCAAAACUGAACGGAUAAUAUACAUACGGACUAGGGGGCAGCACAGGAGACCCUUGUUUAUUGGCCAUGUUUCCGAUUUAGACCACAAGAUGGCAUCUACAACGCGCAAGCGUGCGUACACUGUAGGGCAGCUGGUUUGACGUGAAGUGACAAUGUCAAAAUUAAGUUUCCAAUUUAAGCCACAAGAUGGCAGACCCUCCAAUGUGCAAUACUUAACUAGAGCGGAUUAAAAUACCAAAUAUAGACCAGUACCAAGUGUAAAUAUUUUUAGGGAACUAUAGUGUGGGGUCUGUGGGGACACAUUAUUAUUGUCUUUAAUGUGGUAAUAUUUUGGGUCAUACGGUUCUGUUUCCCUUUUUCUGUUAGUAAUCAAGGACGCCCAAUUAUAUCUAUACAUACGAAAAAUUCGUAAUAAUUUAUUUUUUUGUCAUUUUUGGUAACGUAAAUACUUUAUUUCUAUAUAACGUGUCAUUCACGACGAAACCGUGUAUAUUAUACAGUAAUAUAUGAUACACCAGUAAUAUCAUGUUAUUAAUGGUAAGAUUUGACAAUUCUGCGGGUCAUCGUGGGUGACACGAACUGUAAUAAGGUAAAAGGCUCUUUCGUCGAUUCUAAUUCUUUCGUUUUUUCAGGUAAGGCAUUAAACAUCGACACGGCUAACGUGCCAAAAAUAUGUAUACACAACCUUAUUUCCAAUACAUUCAGGUAUUGUGUACAUAUUUUUGGCGCUUUAUCCGUGUCGAUACGUAUACUCUUAAGGGCUUAAAUUGCGAUUUUGUAAUCAGGUCAACGUGAGAAAACCGUCUAUCCGGUAAGACCGUCUACAAGCUCUUUCGUCACUUUUAACUCUUGCGUUUCUACAUAUACUCCACUUACAGAAGGACGGUAGAGCAGGAGUGAAGCUCUUCCUUUCUGACCGUGACUGAGCGGCGUAUGUAUAUAAAUACGAGAGUUUUUCCCCUUUGACGGUCAUCCCUGCAAUACAUAUUAUAUGCUGGUCUUCUCACAUUGACCUUACUGUAUGACCCACAAACGAUAUAUAUAAAAAUGUCACUCACGGAAACAUCUAUGGGUCAAACACAUUUUAGAAAAAGGUCACUUCUGUGGACAAUGCAAUAAAAGUUAACGACUCUGGUACAUAGAUAUCCCGUCUUAAUUGAGUCACAAGUACUGACAAAACGUAUCCUGCCUGAAAAGGUGCCACGUAAAAAUUUACUUUAGGUUCCUUGAAAUUUGCGAUGUCUACAGGAAAGACGCGAACGAGUUUGCUAAAAAAUGUGUAUGACCCCUAUGUUACUAGAAAGCGCGCAGGUGAUGGUUUAGCCCAUUGAGUCCCAGGGUUUGAAGUACGCCAGCCGAAAAGCUACCUUGAAGUGUUAGUAUUAGAAUCGAAUUUUGAAUGUCUGAUCUCGAUAUCUCGUCCGAGGGACUCGAGGGUUCAACUAUUUGAAAGCCUGAAUCCAUGACGAUAUCAAGGUAUCAUUGGCUUUUUAGUGCUAUAAUUUCUUAAUAAAUGUUGCUAUAAGGUCAAUACGGAUAAGUAUGGAUAUGUGAUAAAUGUGUGAAUGUAUGAACACACAAUAAACUCUAAUUAACGUUAAAAACAAAUAAAAAGUGGUAAACUUCUCUGUCUUGGGUGGGAUUUGAUUCCGCGACCACUGGAUCGCUAGUGCUCUGCCGUCUGAGCUACCAAGACCUUACCCAUUACAGCGAAUAUUUCCACCAUAGGGAUACCCUAGCGUCAUCUACCGUAAGGGUGUAAAAAAUAAUUAAUAUGUAAACGGCCCCAUUGUGAAUGCCAGUCAUACUUAUCCCUUUAGCCACACUUCUCCGUAUUGACCUAAAAUAAGGCAUUAUGUAUUUAAGUGUUUUUGUAUCAACCUUACUAGAUAGAAGUAUUAGCGACAAUAAAUACAUUGACUUCCUGUUUGUAUAUAUAGAUCGUACAUUCGCCGCCAGAUAUAUAGGAGCCGCCACAGUGGUCACAAAUAUCUAAACAAGCUCUAACGUUUUGAUAAUAGAAGUUUUGUUUAGAUAUUUGUGAAUACCUUGGCCGAUUGGCUUGGUGACUGUAUAUUUUGAAUAGGAUUCCGUAACACAGACUGCUCAUUUAACACCAUUUUAUAGUGUAAUAUACCAUAUAAGUCACAUUUUAAACACAUAAUGGUGGCCUUUUCGUGAAUAUCACAUUGGCCUUAAUAAUGUUUAUUAAAAUUUGAAUAAUGCAAGAAAAUCGAGAAUUUAAAUAAUCAGUUGAUUUUAUUGGUUUAAUAACCACAUUUCAGAGAUAGAUAGAUCUUUUCGGUAAUGCUAUGUCAAAUAUUCAUAUCACUAUAGAAAAGAAUAUCACACAUUUAAAAUUAUAUGUAGGGUAUAUUUUAGUAAUAUCGCUGUAAUGCAAAACGUUUAGCAAUAAUAUAUAAAACGCUUAAAGUAAUUUAAAUGGUUCCGACGUUUUUUGAGCAGCGCGGUUAAAUCCGUCUGUGGGAUAAUUUCGUGAAUUCCGUUAGUUGACUGUUGAAAUACGCUCGUUUGGAGUAUUCGAGGAAAGUGUCGGGUACGUGACGGUAUUUUAGAACACUUUUAGUAAAGCUAAGAAAGCCGAUAUUUGACAUGAUAACGUUUGAAAACAUAGCUUUAAAUUCAAAGACAUAAAACUCCCUAUAAGAUAAACAAAGUCUAAGAAAAAAACGUGCCUCGUAAAAUCAAGGAAAAAAUAUUUUCGAAUAGUGGCGAUAUACCUUUGGCCUAUACUCGAGUAGAUGACGAUAACCGUUUGAUAUAUAACACAUAUCAGUGAAAGAACAUGGGUCAAAUAGCCAUAAUAUGUCAUUCUAAGAGUUAUAGUCCUGUGUCGAAAGAUGGCAGUAAAUUUAGUUGACUACAAAAUUUACUUUGACCUGAUACUAAAUUCUCUUUGAUAUUAUUUAAGUUGCUGCCUUACGCGUCACAUCCCCGACAAAGUGAGCUUUUUUGUAAAAUGUCUCAUAUACUGAAAUCCCGCAAACCUAUUUAGCUGCACUGACCUUAGUAAAAAACUUUUGGUAUUUGCAUUAUAACUACUAUAUUAUCUAAUUAAUAAGGUAUGUGAGCUCUUAAAAAGCGCUUCGGGUCAAUUUUUUACAUGUAUCUUGUAUACGUAUGCAAACAUUGCCAUGGCAACCAAUGCCGCAAAAAAUACUAAACUGUUUCAAUCCGUUUCCAAAUAAAACCCAGUGUACAGUCGUAAUAAAUAUCGGAGCGGCCAAGGUUGUCACAAAUAUCUGAACACGCAUGUAUUAUCAAGGCGCUAGAGUGCAUGUUCAGAUAUUUUUGAGCACCUCGGCUGCUCCGAUAUACCUAAAAUACGACUACACGUUGAUAUUGCUAAAUAAAAUAAUGUAUAAUAUUCGAGAUUUCGAACCCGAAGGGCAUUUUGACAUAGCGAACAGUUAAAACUAUUGUAAGGAUUGUAAAUGUAAUAUUAUUGUAAAUAAAAAAAUGAUAAGACUCUUGAAACGAAGUAUUGUCUUAGCUAAUUUGAUAAUUCAAUUACAUUAGUAAAUAAAAAAAUUGCAAGAAUUAGCUAGUAAAAUUAGGUAAGUAUUAGUGCGGAACUUGUGAUAAAAUUGUGACUAAUCCAAAUUUACAUUUUACCUUCGAUAUACUUUAGUGCCAUAUGAUGUAUAAGACGUACCUAUGUAUAAGGCUUUUUCAGUCUAGGGCGAACCUAAUGUUAUAGAGCAAUAAUAUUUUAUUCAUAAAUAUAUCGAAUACAUGCCUAGUUCCAUGUGGCUACAUCAUUUCCAUUUUAGUGUAGCAUUUUAAUAGACGUCACGAAUCGUAUGUAAUGAUAUCGUAUUUAAAUUUCUUCCAAGAUAAAGUUUUUAUUUGUAUAAGGUAAGGUGGGGUAAGACUGUCACCGGGACAAGACAAACACUUGUAGUGAAUCCUGUUUGUCUUAUUCCGAGCAAAAUAAACUAUGUUCGUCUUUCCCCACCUUAUCUACUACCACUUUCGAUUUGCAAGACCGAAGGGAUACCAUAAGAGCUCUGUCGACAAAGUUUUUUACGGAGCUCUAAAAAUCUACAACAAAAUAAAAGUUAGCCCGUUUAAACUGAGAUAAAUAUUAUAAUUGUACUUUCGAUGAUACAAUGAUAAUCCUAACGAGUGGGGCCAUUUCGUCGGCAUUUUACGUCAAUAGGAUAUGUCUAUAUCAGGGUUUUAUUUUAUAAUAAUCUAUAUACCAGUUUUACUGCAGUCCAACGUUUCCCAAAUUAUAGGUCGCGACCCAUCGGUGGGUCGUGAGCGAAUAAUAAGUGGUCCUGAAACAUAAGACGAAAUUUCGACCUAUCGGGCUAUCUGAAGUUAUCAAUAAUAUUUUAUGGUCCCUUUUUACAUGGCCAAAAGGUUGGUCCCGAAUUUGGCACUUUUUGUGAGAUGGGUCGGAGCCCAGUCUAACUCUGCAUGGCAUUCACAAUAUGUUAAGGAUGCUUGUGAGUUUUGAUUGAGAUUUUAUUAUGAGUGUUCGUCUCUAAAUCAAUUUACAGUUUCCAUUCCAAUAAUUAUCGUCAAAUUUAUAUGAAAAUGACGUCCUACGUGUAAAGGUACCUUAUGGCGGUUAUUAUUAAAGACGCGACGUAAGAGCCGAUCGCCAUAAGGUACCUUUACCCGUAGAACGUCACAUAUGACGUUUAGGUAUAAUGACAAUCCCUCACUUGACCACAUCAAGUGAGUGCAAAGUUAACUUAGACGGACUGUGAGGGUUAUACAACGUGUCUCCCAUCAUGACACACUGAGCUACUUUAAUUAUGGGACCAACCCCUAAAUCGCUUAAAACAAUUGGGCUAUUUCAUACAUUUUGGUUGAUCAGAUGCCGAUGUUUUCUAUAACAAGCUGACCAAUUUUACUAUAACUGUCUUCAAUAAUCGAUGCCAUCGCUGGUAAGUUUGUAUUAAAAUACGACCAUUGUAACAGCUUGACGUAAUUACCGUUCUAACGGAAUAGCCCCGCUUGGUCUUACCUUAUUUUGUAUUAAAUGAUAAUAUACCGGAUAUGGUGCAUAAGCAUAGAAACGUAUAUUCUUGCUAGAAAAACAAAUAUUUUGACGGCUUUUGUAUAUUUGCACAAUUUUGACUUCCAACAUUCUUGUGGCUUGGAAUACAAUAUUUUUAUAAUACACUGUAGGUGACACAAUGUAAGACAGCAAAAGAAUUGUAUAAUAUAAUUAUUAUGGGUAACCGUGAAUAUUUGAAUUUCAUAGACUAAUAGUUUUUUUUUUUAUUAUUAUCUUAAUUUGUAUUGUUUUAUUUGUAAUAUUUGAUUAUUGAAGAAAUCAGACGCCUUACGAUAGACACAUUUUUGACAUCACUUUUAUGAAUGUUCGAAGUUACCCCAAAAUUAUGUUUUCAAAACUACAUAUGGAAGUUUUCCAUAUAUUUUUAAUGUAAAACUGUGUAUGACGUAGUUUAUAUAUCUUUAAAUAUAGUGUAUUUUUGUUAAAUAUACGUAAUAUAUUUAAGGCACUGACAUGUUUAAUAUAACCGUUCCUUGUAAGGUAUACUCAAGCUAUCAUACCUAACUGAACUGUAUUUUUAUAUAUCUAAAACGACAGUUCGAUCGACCAGUUUCUACUAAAUCAGGGGGCCUAGUCAAGUUACAAGUGUUGAUAGAAAACUACAGUCGAAAGUAAAUACUUAACAUAUGGAAUCAAUGACGUGCCUUUUCGUUUUCCUUUUUUAGGGUUCCGUACCCAAAGGGUUAAAACUAACUAAGACUCCGCUGUCGGUCUCAAUUGAAAUUUUCACAGAUGUAUUUCUGUUGCUGUUAUAACAACAAAUACUAAAAAUUACGGAACCCUCGACGGGCGAGUCCGAGUCGCACUUGGCCGGUUUUUUUUCGAUCAGCGUUUGUCGAUGUAAAAUGGGGUUGGGAACUGUCAAAGGUUUGCAUAGAUAGAUAGAGGAUUAAAAGGCUGGAAUCCAGGUUAUUAAAUUAAAAAAAAAAACAAGGAUUUGUCAAUUCUAGGGAUUGACAGGGCAUGCUAUGCUGGCGCCAUCUGUUAAAUACUAAGACCGGCCAACCCCAUUGUCAUCUUGGCUAUGGUCCUUGAGAUUGGGUAGAAUAUUGACCAAUCGAAUUUAGUAGGUAUAAAAACUACCGUGCUAAUCUAAAAGACGAUUGUUUUAUGGUACAGCGAGGUCGCCUUUAAGACUCAUUCGAUUCAGCCGAUUAAGAAAAUGAGUUAUGUAAUAAUCACACACUAAGUUGACAGAUAGACAGACGUACGGUCGCUAAGUCAAAACUAUGACUAUUUAGCACACGUGCACUUAUCGAGUGUCGCGUGAAAUAAACACGAAGAAAUCCGCAUGUUAACCCUUUUGCAGGCCGCACCAACAUACACGGUUUUCCUAUAAAAUAAACAAUAUAUUCCAAUUAAUUUAACUUUAAAGAUUUAUUUCGAGACUUGUCACAUUUCCCGAAAGUCCAAUCUAAUUUGUACCUUAAAUCCGAGAAUCCGACAAGCUGUUACAUCGGAUCGGAUAAGGUUGAAAUUGUAUUGUCGCGUAUGUGGUCGAUAAAUCGCCUGGAAAAGGAUUAACCAUUUAUAGGGCACAAUAACAUAUGGGAAAAUAAAUGUAUGGUAAUCUGGUCCGUUAACACAUUCACCAGCGUUUUCCCGCUUUGUACAUGAGUGUUGCCGCCGAGCGGGUCCCCGGCACUCAACGUAUUAAAGGGUUAAACUCUGACUGAAAAUAUGACUAGUAUAAUGACACUGCCACACUUUGUUCUGCAGUCGGUCAGAAGCUUAGACGGACUGUAUGAGAUCACACUUUUAUCCUAGCGACUGCUUCUGCUUAUCUGUCAAGUGAUAAAUAAUAAUACGUUGGUUUUUGUAUUGGUAUACACGACUGAGAUAGCUAUAAGUUUGCCAAAUGGCACAAAAUGUACUUUCGGUACUUUUAACCCUUGGACGGUCUUCACACAUGGUUUAGAGCUGGUUGCGCCACACACGAGUAAAAUUUCUCACACAAGAAAAAUUGGAAGAGUACAAUGAUCUCCACAAACGGUUUCGUGCAACCAGCCCUGAACGCUCGAGUUGGGCGUGCAGCGCGACGGGGCGUGCGGCGUGCAUGUUGAACAAAUGCAUUAGGCCUUAGUGCGCGCUGCUCACAGCACUCGUGAGCCCGACGCCGCGCUGCACGCCCGCCGAGCGUCCACUCAGGCCUUACACUUAUGCGAAUUUCGCACACCGACUUUAAAUUAGAUGAUCUAAUGACCGUAUAUUGUUUUACGCGGUAAUCGCAGCGGUAAGCGCAUUCUAUUUUCCCCUACAUUCCGUGAUCGCAUGCGUUCAACGCUGCGUCCAUCGCACAAAACAACCACGCGCUUAAUUCAAUUUGUACCUAAAUGACUUAAUAUCAUUAAGUUAUAUCCACACUACACUAUGUCUUUAACCUUUUGGACGCCAAUGACGGAUAUACCCGUCACUGACCACAGAGCAACAUUGUCCUACGUGACGUUGCGUCCGAGAUUCAGCUUUUGUGUUUGACAUGGCGUCGAGAAGGUUAAAUUGUUGCAGAACUCUAAGAAAUUGGAAAAAAGUCGCAAAUUAUGAACCAAAAAAAGGCAGUGUGUGGUUACAGCUAUAGACGUCCAGGACUUAAAAGGGUUAAAUAUCUGUUUCACUCGAUUCACAUGGUACUGAAAGGGAUACUAAUAUACCAAAUGUGUAGCUCAAGUAGAUUUUAAUUGUUUGUUUACGUUCUUGGGUUCAAAAUAAAUGUGCUUAUCACUUG
Molecule: messenger RNA, 12127 nt
Organism: Cydia pomonella (codling moth)
Lineage: Eukaryota; Metazoa; Arthropoda; Insecta; Lepidoptera; Tortricidae
Gene: sws
Product: neuropathy target esterase sws
Exons: 31
Coding region: 388-4293 (1301 amino acids)
Biological process (GO): phosphatidylcholine metabolic process
Cellular component (GO): endoplasmic reticulum
Molecular function (GO): phosphatidylcholine lysophospholipase A1 activity
Source: RefSeq, a predicted model, not a curated record